Molecule: messenger RNA, 2066 nt
Organism: Sitodiplosis mosellana (orange wheat blossom midge)
Lineage: Eukaryota; Metazoa; Arthropoda; Insecta; Diptera; Cecidomyiidae
Exons: 2
Coding region: 275-1648 (457 amino acids)
Molecular function (GO): protein binding
Source: RefSeq, a predicted model, not a curated record
GCCAUCUGCACUGUGAACGAACAUUGAUGCAGCUGUCCUUUUUCGCGCGUCAUUGACAUGUAAACAUAAACUUUGAACAACACAGUGUGUUGAGUCCUUUCGUGAAAAUUCGAUUUUUCAUUACUCAAAUUAAUGGAUGUUUGGAAGUGGGCUGAAUUGGUAUUAAGUUUAAUUUUCGAUAGGACAUAACGAAAUCCCAAUAAAUGUGACCGUUCCUGCGAAAAUAGUGAAAAUAAAAAAAAAACUGCGCAAAUAGGACUAAAAGGAUUUGAUAAUGGGAAACUUUUUGAGCCAAUUGUUUCGACUGUUUGUGAUUGGUCCGAACCAAAGGGAAUCUCUGCCACUGGAAGUGACCGAACCAGCGUUGGAUGUUACUGAAAAUAAGAAUGAGGACGUAGUUGUUGAUCCAGAAUGCAUAUUCAAAUUGGACGUAGACUGUUUUGAGGAGCUGUUUGAAUGGUUGUCAAUGGAAGAUUUACGGGCAUUGCGUCGCACAUGUACACGGUUCAAAAAAGUCAUCGAUUAUUACAUUGAAUCGAAUUACCCUAAUGGAUUUGGAAUGCUCUAUUUUGACGAUUAUUUGCAACAUUUCGAACUAUUCAGUGCAGACUUUUGUAAAUUGUUCAAAGAAAUCGAAAUCAGCGACCAUCAACUCACUGAAGAUGUGAUUGGGCGCAUCAAAAAUGUGCAUCUCAACCGAGUCACAAUCCUCUCAAAUGACAUUGGCAUUAAAUAUUUGGAUGCAUUUCUGCAACAUUGCACCAACUUAAAAACGCUCAACAUCAUUUUCCAUGAAGUGCUUGCUGAAAGUGAAAUGGGAAAGCAGUGGCUCCAUCGUCACUAUCCACAAUUGGAGCAUUUGAUAAUGUGUGACUAUCGCGACUAUAUUCGACGAGCGAAAAAUAUUCCCGAACUUCAAAUAUUUUUCGAUCUAAAUCCAAGUGUUAAGGUUUUUUCAACUACAGCAUCUAUUCUGCAAAGCAAUUUAACCUGGAUGGUGACAUCGAACUUAAAAUUUGAUCGUUUAAUCAUAUUGGACGUUGAUUGCUUUGAAUUUGACAUGGACCAACUGUGUGAACUUUUGGAGGAAAUUUUUGCACACGGAUUUUACACGCAAUUACAUUUUUACGCUAUCAAUGUUUACCGACAACCGCAAAUCGAUCGAAUCGCUACGUUAACAGCGCUGGAGAAAUUGCACUUGCAAUUUCAUGGUGAAGACGUAAAUUAUUCGAUUCCACCCAAUCAUUCGGACAGCCUGAAAGAAUUGAGCGUUUGUUGGGCCGUAUAUCUGAGCAAUUUGGAUCCACUCGAUAAAAAUCUCUAUCCGAAAAAUAUCGAACGUUUUUGCUUCGAAUCAGUCAGUUCAGAUUCAAUUCUACGAUUCAUUCGACAUGCAACCAAAGUAAAACAAAUUAAAAUUGAUGUUAUCGAAGAUGAAAAUCGAUUUUUAGACACAAUCACCAAUUUAUCAGCACUUAACCAAGAACGAAAACAAUUGAUUGAUGCCAAAAAAAUUACAAUUUACAUUCGUGAAAAAUUAUUUUUAGCCAUCAAAUUGGCAACGACAAACACCGACUUCGAAUUCAUUGAAAUCCAACGAUUAGAAACAAUCGAUUGGGAAAAUGCGUUUUAUAAACGAGUCUUUUGAAGAAAUAUUUCUUCAAUGUGCAUAUGCACCUCAGUGUUUAACUCGUUUUUCCCCGUGUGUUCGAAAAAUCGAACAUUAUAUAUGGAAAGUGGAAAGCCCAGUAGGAAAUUGGUUGAAGCAACUCUCACAAGCGAGUCACUAUAUUUAAUGAGAAAAACUCAGUUUUGCUAUAUAUUCUACUCUUCAUAAACGAUAUUGCAAAGUCAAAAGCUAUUGAAAUGCCAAUGAAAUUAAAUUAAAAGCCUUUUUUGUGUUCAAACAAUAAUUUAUUUUGCGAAUUAUGCUUUAAAGUUUAAACUGUGUCGUGUGCGUUCCUUAGACUAAAUUUAAAUGCUUCUACCUAUCGAUUUUUGAGAUAAGUAAUAAAAAUAACGUUCAUUUUGUGAAUAAAUAGAAUAAAUUGUGUGCAUCAAUUUAA